Macrosiphum euphorbiae (potato aphid) is the source of this 2949-nucleotide messenger RNA. The record is from the annotation of a GenBank genome assembly. NCBI's taxonomy places the organism in Eukaryota, Metazoa, Arthropoda, Insecta, Hemiptera, Aphididae.
AUGUCUGAAUUAAUCGAAUUAAAACUUAAAGAAUGGGGAUUUGAACAGUUUGUUGAACGUUAUAACGAACAAGAAAUUGAUUCAACAGCUUUUCUCACUUUAACUGAGCUUAUGGUUACCAAAUUAUUACAAAAAUCAACACUGCGGGGUCAACAGUCAACAUUUAUUGAUAUUGUGAGGCAACUGAUUGAGAAACAUAAUAUUAAGCCUAAAAUGGUGCGAACAGUCUGGAAUAAAGAAGUAUGCUGUCGUUAUUUAGCUAAGCUGAUUGAAUUGCCAAGUAAAAACCCUGAAACUGUAAAAAGAGCAGUGCAAGCACUAGUUGAUGGCAAGGUGGAACCAGAAUAUAUUUUUAAUCGCAUAUAUCCAAAUAAUAGUGAACAAUAUAUCAUGUGCAUAUGUUGUAACUUCAAGAAAUAUAUUGGACCCUUGAGGCGAUCACUUAUGUUAAAUGAAAUGAAGAUUGAUGGAGUUCGACCACCACCAUCAUGUACACCUGCAGUUCCCGAUGCGUCGUGGUAUUGGGGACGGCUUCCCGGGAUACGAUCUCAUUUAGAACAGAGUAUAGAAAAAUUGAAAAAUAUUCAACCCUUGAGGCGAUCACUUAUGUUAAAUGAAAUGAAGAUUGAUGGAAUUCGACCACCACCAUCAUGUACACCUGUACAAGAGUCCAUAAAUAUUCCAAUUGAAUCUUGCAAUAAUAAUCCCGCCGAAACCUCCCGCGUAGUUGGUUCUAUGGAAGCCGACAACAUAUUACAGUGUUCGAUGGAUAUGGGUGGUAAGAACGAUGAUGUAGCCCAGAAUGAAAAAAAACCCGACCAACAUCGUAAGCGACCGUCGAUCCCCGUGAGUAUCAAGUUAUCGGACGAUUCGCACAACGUUGCUACCACGUCAUCGACAGCAGACCGGAAUUCCAGCAUGACUCUCUCUGAUAACAGUUCGUCGCAAUCGAAACGCCAAAGUAGUUCAUCGAGCUCUUCAUCGUUCAAACACGAAUAUGAUGAUGUAAGUCUCGACUGUACAACACCUCCAGUGUCGAGUGAUUCAACAAGUUAUAGAAGAACGGACGACGAUGAAGAAGACGACGACGAUGAAGAAGAUGACGACGAUGAAGAAGACGACGAAAAUAACCAACUGUCAAAUACCACCCAGGCAUCAAUAAGUGAAACUUUAAAACUUGGUCAAUGGAAACCAUAUUAUUGCAGAUUCACGACAGAAAAUAUAGUAUUGGAGACCAAUAUUGGACCGAAUAUUUGGGAAUGGACUGCCGAUGCCGCGAAGUCAGCUUCAAGCAUUGAUUCGCACAGUGUUCUGUUUAGAGAACGUUUACAGAAAAGUUAUGAAACGACUAUACAAAAAAUUCCGACUCAUUCAAAAUUUUGUAUGGAUCAGAAGCUAAAUCAACCUUUUUACGGUACAAACAAUAAAGAGUGGAGACGGAUCGCAGCACCAACCGGAAUGGUUAAUUUGUACAAGGCACUUCAUGAAUUCGAAAACAAACACAAUUGCAAAUUUACAUUUUUACCGUCCUCCAUUGGUAGAUGCCUUAUAGAGUACACCGAAAACGCAGACCUGGAUUUGGAUCCAGUGCACUCAGUCAGUAAUAACGUCUUGGAUGUUUUGCGUUACCCCUUACGGAAUGGUCUUAUACCGGAGAAGUAUUGGUUAGAUCUUGAGUUGUUUCUAUCGUCCGUUUUCUUAAAUAAUAAUUAUUUUGAUUCCGAAUCUACACGUCGCGGUAAGACCAAGACAGUUCGAUUUAAUUUCAUAGAAGGCGAAAUCGAAGCGCUAGUCUUCGACUAUUGGAGCCGGUCCACCAUCGAUCUAAUAUGUUACAACGAAAGCAAAUCCAGACGUGAUUUUAAAUGCCUACUCCAGUAUUUGUUCCAGAGAUUAUGUUUUCUUUACAGGUUAGGGACUCGGGAAGAGGGUGUUGGAUUAUUUUUAACGAAUUUUAAAGAAUUAGCAAAGUUUGAUCUGGAUAAGGACAUCAUACCGAAGAAUUGUCUAUUAUUUCUUAAAAAUAACAUAUCGAAAGUUUGGCCGUAUAUCGAGAACAGCGACCGGAAUCUGUGGUGCGCUUUUUUUACCGAAAUGAAAGUGAACUAUAUCUUGACAGCACGUACCUUUUCAGCAAUGUUUAAAAAACUAGAUCAAAAUUUCGAAUUUAUUAUGAGCAAGGCUGCACAAGUGAGGGCGAUUCGGAAGAAUCUGUUGUCAUCCGACGUUAGUCUAUGGUACGCCUCUACUACCGUUUCCGAAGAACGUCAAACCAUUGUGAAUAAAAGUGAUGUGAUCAGAAUUUUACCAGAAUUUUUCCUAUUGCUCUGGGAAGUCGACAGUGUGUUAUGCACCGCAAUUGAUAAUUUUUAUUACCAUCACAUUUUUUUGCUAUCGCGAUACGCAAUCUUACACAACGUCGACAUCUCAACCAGAGUCUUAAAGCAUACCGAGGUCCAAAAGUUUCUGGAUAACCGUCAACCGCCUAAAAUUGGGUCGAUGUCUUACGUGAAAUUACCGUUGUCAGAAAGUAUGAAAUCUAAAAUGGUUUCAUGUUUCCGGCGGUUGUACAUUCGGGACAGUGAUAAAUUCGAUGUCGAGUUCGAGAUCACUGAGUUUGAUGAGUUGUUGUACCAGUCGCUGAAUGAGUUGAUCUGCAACUGGAUGAAAAAAGCGUUGUGUCCGAUAAUUGGUCACGAUGGUCAAUUUUCGAAAGAGCGCUACGAAAGUCUGUAUCCAAGCAAGGUGAUAGCAAUGUGUUAUAGCCCUUUUUCACUUCCACAAAAUUGGUUACGUUGCCACGCAUUUGCGAGUUCGCUGUACGCACACAUGUACGGUCAGAACAAGAGAGAAAGUGUAUCAAUGAAAUGCUUUGAACUCGAUUGUAAUUUCAAACGCGAUGUCUCUGUCUACUACGACAAAAUCAUCGCUGAAUCAGACAACGUUUGA